UACCCCCCUUCUCUGACCCUGCUGUACGUGUGACGUCCAACUUGAUUUUUUCUCCUCUAACCACCAUCGUCUGAUUAUUCAACGACUUCUAGACAACUCUGUUCACCAGAGAACCUGACUUUACUCGAGUUUUUUUCCAUCACAAAACAGACCAUCCGUCAAAUCAUCAUGUCCAAAUCAAGAGUCCCGUUGGCCCUUGGCUUGACUGCCGCUGGCGGUGUCGGUUACUACCUCUACUCCGCUGGAGGUGACCCGAAGGUCGCCCAGAAGCAAGUCGAAGCCGACGCUCACAAGGUCUCCGCCAAGGUCAAGGGAGAGCUCCCGGGCCGCACCUCGGAAGCAGAGAAAGAUGCCGAGAAGUGGGGAGCCCAAGCCGGCGCCAAGCUGGAUAGUACUUCUCACAAGACACAAGCUGAACUAGCCAAGGUCAAGGCCGAUGCCGAGGCGUACGCGAGGGACAUCAAGGCCGGUACCCUGAAGAAGAUCGACGAGGCCGACCGCAAGAUUGAGGCAGAAGCAUCCAAGGCGAAGGGGGGCAUCUCGAGCUGGUUCGGCGGUAAAUAAACCAGCAACGGAACGGAAGGGUGACUGUACGAAUUAUAAGGACUCACAAUAAUUCCUGUGGGGUCGUAAUGAGAUUCCAGUGUGUCGUAGGUUUCAUGACUUCGCGGGAGUUACUUGGUACAAUUACAUAACAAAAAUGAGCUGACCGUAUACGUGAGACCGGUUAGUUGCACAUGUGCGCUGACGGUGCAGUGAAUAUGCUCGAUUUACCUGAAGUUAUAAAUAAAAGUCCGUGGAUCUAGCUU
Messenger RNA from Pseudomassariella vexata, 809 nucleotides. RefSeq lists its product as uncharacterized. Bases 169 to 564 code for a protein of 131 amino acids. The transcript has 3 exons. The record is from RefSeq and is a predicted model, not a curated record. NCBI's taxonomy places the organism in Eukaryota, Fungi, Ascomycota, Sordariomycetes, Amphisphaeriales, Pseudomassariaceae.